Saccostrea echinata is the source of this 1756-nucleotide messenger RNA. RefSeq lists its product as uncharacterized. The transcript has 2 exons. The coding region runs from base 6 to 1241 and encodes 411 amino acids. The record is from RefSeq and is a predicted model, not a curated record. Lineage: Eukaryota; Metazoa; Mollusca; Bivalvia; Ostreida; Ostreidae.
GGGAUAUGGAUUUCAGCAAGAGCUCACACAGUAAGAAAGGGAUACAGCCAUUGUCAGAGUCUGUGUACGUAGGAUUAUGUAAAAUAUUGGGAAUUCAACAUCAGGUGGCCAUGAGAAGAGAUGUGGUUGAUAUUUGGAACAUAGUUCAAAAUCGGUCAAGAACAAAUAAUAACGAGGAAAGGCUAUGUAGUAGGAGUUUUGGAGAAGGAUUCAGACUGCAGGGUUCUGAUAAGGACAUUAUGAUAUGGCCAAACCAUCUAGUGAUCUGGGACUUAUCUCAUGCCCACCAGUACAUUAUAAACAGAUGUGUGCCAAUUCUUGCUGACAGUUCAAAGAGCCCCCCAGGGUUCACUUUACUCUGGUUACCAAUACCCGUAGCACACGAUAUUGUUCUAUCAUCGUGUUUCACUUUGAAUGAAAGAUUUUAUAUAUCUAGUUCUAUGUAUAUAUUAAACGCAUGUUCAGUAGUAAACCCUUCUUCCACUAUACAUGGGCCAUGCAGUCGUUCUGUUCUUCAAGGAUUUGAAUUUGAUAAUGCCCACUGUUUUGCUUGUGAUUUUUGGCCUCCGUCAGCUUUGUCAUGGAUUGACAGAUGUCACUCAUGGCCUAAAUCUCAUGUUGUUCGUGACAUUGUUAGAAAUAGAUGUCACUUUGUUGCAAUAGGACACAAAUUAGGGAAUUAUGAAGACGAUGAAUGGAGGAUAUCAUUCUCUUUCGCUGAACAAAAACUUGUGUAUUCAAUGAAUCACUGCCAAUUUUUAACUUACGGCUUAUUGAAACUCUUCUUAAAUGAAGUAAUUAACUUUGAACAAAGAGAUGAAAGUAAAUUACUUUGUUCUUAUCAUAUGAAGACAGCUAUUUUCUGGGUGCUUCAAGAAAACAAAAUACCACAUUGGUGUCCACGAAAUUUCCUGGAGUGUUUCUGGGUCUGCUUUAAACUCAUUCUUAAUUGGGUGUAUGAGGGAGUAUGUCCUAACUUUUUCAUUCCAGAAAACAACAUGUUUCUGACUAAAAUUCAUGGUGAAGCACAGACAAUGUUAUUCCUUAGACUGUAUGAAUUAUAUGAAAAUGGAGUGGCAUGCCUCUUGCAGAGCUCCUCAAUAAGGCCCUACAUAUUAAAUGCACUUUAUAACCCCAGAAGCUUUAUUUGUUUAGAUGAAAAAACUCGGAUAUCAGAAGCUGAGUUUGAUGAAGAACUAUUCCAAGAGAUAAUUUUUAAUGAACCACUACCACCUCAAUAACUAUCUUGUUUUAUGAUAUCCAUACGUCAGAUAAACCAAUUGAUAGGUUCGCCCUUGACAAAGUAUCAGGUUGUCAUGUUACAAAAAUGUACAGCAGUAAUGCUUCAGCACACUGCAUUUCUAUUACACAAUAUUCAUAAAAAGCUAAUAUUACAUAACACUGACGACAAAAAUAACAAAAACAAAGAGAGAUAUAUUUUUGAUAAGAUCUCCUGUAACAUGCUGAAAUUGGCAGCCAAGUUUGGUUCUAUUUCUGACACGUUGUACCUUGUCAUGUAUUAUUACCAGACAUGCCGCUACAGAGAAGCUUUAUUUGUUAUAGUGAGGACAAAAGUCAAAUUAAAACAGCCACAUCUGAUGUAUUUGUUUAAUAUUGACACACUGAUGUAUACCAAGGCUGUAGGUGGACGGCCAUUGUCUACAAAAUUAGGACAGGCUGUAGCAAGCACUCUUAUGCUUAAUAAAGAAAGAGUUUAUAUCAAUGAGUUAGUUACGGAACAGCUCUGUGUUUCACA